Armigeres subalbatus is the source of this 3301-nucleotide messenger RNA. RefSeq lists its product as uncharacterized. The coding region runs from base 290 to 3232 and encodes 980 amino acids. NCBI's taxonomy places the organism in Eukaryota, Metazoa, Arthropoda, Insecta, Diptera, Culicidae. Gene Ontology annotation, molecular function: tubulin binding. The transcript has 4 exons. The record is from RefSeq and is a predicted model, not a curated record. Gene Ontology annotation, cellular component: centriole; centrosome. Gene Ontology annotation, biological process: centriole elongation; cilium assembly.
UUGUGUUUUCUCGUCCACUUUACGCGUCCGAAAUACCCCGCCGGGAGUUGUGUCGGUUCCGCUGUGUACCGUGGGAAGCCUCCGUGAUCGAGUCCGUGAUAACUUCCCACAGGUUAUUGGCCCAGUGAUAGUGGAGAAAGCGGUGGAUUUCGCUGAGAAAAUAGACCCGGAGCGCGAAAGUUUGCCCGCGGAAGCUACCCUUUUGUGCUUGUCGUUCGGCGGGAGCAAAUUUGUUCCACUCGUUAGACUGUGCUGCAGUGGGUGGUUAAAGCAGCUGAGAACGUUGUACAUGCCAUCUGUGAAUAAAAUUCGCGAUUCAAUCGGUACCCGUGUUAUGUCCGAUUCACCACGCAGUAUCCUAGCCCGGCUGGAACAGCUGAAACAAUGGCAGGAGGAGCAGCAACGGGUAUUGCUGCAGAAGCAAAUCGCUCAAAGGGAACUGCUUAAUCAAGAACAGCAAAAAAUGUACGCCAUCCUGGGGCUGGACCAUGGGAGAGGUACAUUGUCGGAUGAUGGUAGUGCAGACGAAGAGCCGGAAUACGAAACAACUAACAUGCAGAGGCAGAUGGAUAAUGACCGGUUGCAAAAUUUGGGGGAUCCAACGCCGGAUGACAGUGAUGUGAAGGAAGUAGUUCGUUCGAAAGGUCCGUCCAGGCAACAAAAAAGAGAAACUCAGUCGCUGACGAAGAAAGUUCCGACGAAACCUUUCCUCAAGCGGGGCGAAGGGCUAAAAGCUAGGUUUAAAGUUGAUCCCAAUAGGUUUAAGUUAGACAAUUUGCCCAAGUAUAAGUAUGCUAAUCUCGCUAAAUCUAGGGCGCAAAACGCCAAGAAACAAGAUUCCGAAGACAAGCCGCUAGACGGUGGGAGAAGAUCGCAGGAAAAUCCGUUCGUCAGCAAGUCAAUUCCAAAGGCAGAAUCGCCACCGCGGGUUGCAUUAGACAUUAACAAGGUUCAAGCGAAAAAACUUAUUGUACAGCCGGUGGAAGAAUCGAUGGCCAUCAGUGUGCACCAAACAGCCGGCGAAUAUUCGGAGGAUGAGGUGGACGGGACUGAUGACGAUGAUGGUGGAGUCAGUUUGCUGCCAAGUUUGCAAACAUUAAAGCAGAGACACGACACUCCGGAGGUACAGCAAAGUGCAUCGACUCAAGUCCAAGUCCAACCAAAUGUUCCUUGGAAGCAACAGUUGCAGAAUGAUCCAUUCCUUCUCCGCCAACUGAAGGAACUGAAAGAUCUUAAUCUUUUCGAACUACUCGAACAACGUUUGGCUUCCGGUAAUGCCAGUCUUGAUACGGACGCCAGUACCUUGUUGAGACUGCUAGCAGAAAGCACAAUUGAUAUUUCCGGAGUUUUAGGUCUGUCUGAUUCCACCAUAAUGCCUUCUGUUGAACCCAAACCCACGAAUGAGCCUUUGAUUCAACCGGAAGAAGUGUCUUCUUGUUUGGAAAUUCAUCCUAUUCCCGAUCCCAAAAGACAUUUUCUUAAAGACAAUAGUGAUCUUUCCAGCAGUUCAAGUUCCACGGAGAGCGAUUCCGAAGAAGAAGAACAAGUGCAUGUGCAUUUUGCAGAUGAGCAAGACGUGCACGAAAUCGAAACUGACGUAGAAUCUCAUCUCGAAACCGUAAACUACAGUAGAAUGUCUACCCCGAAGGAUAAGCCGGAUCGUCCGCCAUUGAUUGAUGCGGAACCACGCAAUUCAACACACGCAGAAAAAAACAAUGAAGACCAGAAACGAAUUAGGGAAGACAUUCUUCAGAAAAGCGAGCUACUCAAGCAAAGACUGGCCGAGCUUGAGACUGAAAUUGAAAGCUUCCGUAAGGAAAAUGCCGAAUUGCUGCGCAUGAAACAGGAGCACGAACUGGAAAAAAUCAAGCUGGAGCAAGAUCGCGAAGAGAUGAUGGAAAAGCUUAAUGACGAACGCAUCAAGAUGGAAGUUUAUUUCCACGACGAGCGCAUAAAGAUUGAUGACGAGAGGCAAAGAGCGUUGAAAGAUGCUCUAAAGCCGACGAAAAAAGAGAAAGAGGAGAUACUUAGACUGAAAGAACAGAUAUCUGAGAUGCACAAGGAAGCGAAAACUAAGGAAGCAAAACAUGCGUCUUCCUUAUCGCGCUUCAGAUCCCAAAUUAAAAAUCUUGAGAAAGAUCUCAAAGAAACCCAGCUGGAACUGGACGUCAUAAGGAAGGAUAACAAGAAGCUGGAAACGGAAAACGCUCGGCUUAAACGACAGAACAAUAACCGCAUGCUGCUGGAAAUUAACAAGAAUCUGGCCAAACUGGCGGCACCUUCGGCGGAACCGUCUGCCGAAACUCGACGGAACUCAUCCCCGGAGAAGCCCCGUAGCAAUAGCAAUCUUGCCAAGAUGAAACCGAUUGAGGUGAUUGAGAAAAAUAUAAUCGGAAAAGUGGCGAAAGCGAAAGUGAUAAGCCAUCCAAGGAAAAGCACGGAGAGCAAAAAAUCGAAACACUCCAGCAGUGAAAGUAGCGAUUCUGAGUCCAGCGAUUCGUCCGUUGGGAGUGACGAGGGCUCAGGUGCGGAUAAUUUGGAACGAUCAGCUUCAUCCUAUUUCAAAGGUAAAGCCAAGAAAGGAUUGUUCAAGGCUGAUGCACGGGAAGAAAGUCAACCGGAAGUGGUGGCGGAUAGGAGCGCAGAAACGGCCGAAUUGAUCAACAAUCUCAAACGAGAAGUGGUCAACGACGAUGGAAGCCGGGACAUUUGGUACCCGAAUGGAAAUUUGAAGAAGAUUUCCCCGGAUGGGUUGGUGAUACGGAUGCUGUACUUCAACAAGGACAUCAAAGAGACGAAUAUGAGCGAGGGGACGACCAAGUACUACUACUUUGAAACAAACACGUGGCACACGACCUAUCUGGACGGAUUGCAGAUAUUGGAGUUUCCUGAUGGCCAGACGGAGCAUCGCUUUAAGGACGGCUCAACGGAAGUGCAUUUCCCGAACGGGUCCAUACGCACAACAAACCCGAACAGCGUGGACAUUGCCGAGGAAUGGAAGUACCCGGACGGAUCGACGGUUAUCAUCAAAAAGAACGAUGACAAGGUGAUCAAUCUUCCAAAUGGGCAGGUGGAGAUCCACACGAAGGCGCACAAACGGCGGAUUUAUCCGGAUGGUACGACCAAGUUUCUGUACCCGGACGGGAGCCAGGAGAGCCGGUACUCAAAUGGUCGCGUUCGGUUGAAGGACAAGGACGGAAGGCUGGUUUCCGAUACGGGUGGCACGGGAUGAUCCGUACCGCGCAAGUAAGUAGCAUGAUAAUUGUUAUAGUUUGUAAUAAAUGCUCAAAUUAAAUAUUAA